UUACAUUUGAGCAGUUGAUAUGUGUUUGGAUGUAAAACAGUAGUAAAGAAGUUUAUUAGUGAAUGAAAAGAACGGCUUCGCUGACUGUACAGAUUCGGCAUUUUCCCGAUGAUCUCACACGGUGUGUUUAUUCUGAAACUCAAAGCCGGUGGUUCAGAUUAAGGAAUAGAGACUUGAAACAAUGGGUGACUGGAGUUUUCUGGGAAGGCUUUUGGAGAAUGCGCAGGAACACUCGACAGUGGUAGGCAAGGUUUGGUUGACUGUGCUCUUCAUCUUCCGAAUCCUAGUGCUGGGGGCUGCGGCUGAGGAGGUCUGGGGAGAUGAGCAAUCUGAUUUCACCUGCAAUACCCAGCAGCCCGGUUGCGAGAACGUCUGCUAUGACAUGGCAUUCCCCAUCUCUCACAUCCGAUUCUGGGUGCUCCAGAUUAUUUUCGUGUCAACGCCCACCUUGAUAUACCUGGGCCAUGUACUGCACAUUGUGCGGAUGGAAGAUAAAAGGAAGGAGAGGGAAGAAGAGAUUAGAAAAGCCCAGAAUGAAGCAGACAAAGAAGUGCUGCUUAAAAAUAGUAAAAAGAAGCUCCCUUUUAGAGAUGACCAUGGCAAAAUCCGAAUUCAAGGGGCUUUACUACGCACCUACGUUUUCAAUAUCAUUUUCAAAGCGAUGUUUGAAAUUGGAUUUAUUGUAGGUCAGUAUAUCUUGUAUGGCUUUAAGCUUAGACCUCUGUACAGGUGCAAUAGAUGGCCAUGCCCCAACACCGUGGACUGCUUCAUAUCACGGCCAACAGAGAAGACUAUCUUCAUCCUAUUUAUGCUUGUAGUGGCUUGCGUGUCCCUUUUCUUGAACCUAAUGGAAAUCUAUCACCUCGGCUGGAAGAAGCUGCGACAAGGAGUGACCAAUCGACAGCCCCCGGAACUCGAGCAGAAGCCGGAGCCCCUGACGCCAGUCACAAAAACUGCCCCGAGCACCUUCAGUUACCCGUACUUCCCGGACACAGCCGAGGGACCCCAUCCCUACCCCGGAGCCCCGCCGAACGAGUUCAAAAUGGCAGCGUUGCCCGAGGACAGAUCGCCGUACGUAAUGUACAACAACAAUUUGGCCGCCGAGCAGAACUGGGCCAACAUGGCCGCCGAGCAAACCCGCCAGCUCAGCGCCAACAACGGCAAUGGGAACGGCAGUCAGGAGCGCGCGCUCCUCGCGCCGGCCAAUCAGGAGAGCGCGUCUGCGGGCGGGGAACCGCGCGGCAAUGGUCACGUGACCACAAUGGCAGAGAUGCACGAUGCUCCUGUUACUGACACACGACCCAUGAGCCGGGCCAGCAGAGCGAGCAGGGCAAGGUCGGACGAUCUGGCGGUUUAGCGCCUGCUUCAUACACCACUCUUCCUCCUUCAUCCACUCUUAAAUCGCUACAAAGUUUUAAUAACAAGUCGGGUAGGUGGAGAACAAUGCAUGCUGAGAAGCAUGCAUUUGCAAUGCGCUCUCGGAGUUGUAUUGUUAGUGGCUUUCACAGAGUCGAUUUUGUUAAAAGUUACACAUCCGUUAGCUUUAACAUUUACACAUGUUCCGAUUUUAUGUUUUUUCAUAAAAGAAAAACUACUGAUAACUUAAUUAGAUAGCCAAAAGUGGCGAAAUGGUUAUGCCCUUGAUUUCGCAUCAUGUUAAAGCCAAACCGGAUUCAAGAAAGUAUACUUUCAAUUGAUUCAUGAUCAUUAAUUUCACCUCUAAGAGCUCAUUUUGCCGAACCCACUACUACAGGUUGACUUAAGAACUGUACUUUUUAAUACGUUAAUCACUUUUAUGGCAAGGUAAGAUGUCUACAGUAAACGCGACAAACAACUCCUUAAAUGUCUUAUUCAAGUUAAAAAUAUGCACUCUGAUUGUAAUCUGUUCCCUUCAAAUGAAUACAGUACGUAAAGCAUUAAAACUGAACACCAAAUUGCAGAAUGCUUCAUUACUCAUGAGAGAUACUCAACUUAGAUCUACUGAAGAGUUGCAGUAUUUUAACUUCUUGGUUUUCAUCCAUCUCCAUUGUUCCACGAGGCCCAACAAUGUAAAACAUUAAAUUGUUCUGCUUAUAGACAAAAGACAGAAGGAAUGAAUGCAUUUUUAUAGCAUAUGGUACAUGGAAAUAACAUGAAUUUAAAUGUAUUCUAAACAGUAUAGCAAGGCAGCAAACAUAAAUCAAUUAUACAUUAAAGGGGAAUACGCUGCAUUUUAUUUGUGUGUGAGGGCACAGUUUGUUUGUAUUAAUAGAUACAGUAUUACUGACAAAUUUAGGAGUCACACUUGGCUACAUCAGAACAGAAGAUGGGUUAGAAUGACCAAGAAGUGUUAUAAAAGUAUAGUUUGCGAUAAAACUAUUUAAAGAGUAAUGUUUUUACUUCUUAAAAAGGUGUUAAAGUUAAGUUUACCAUCACAACAUUGCUUUGAAUAAAAUUGAAAUAGUCCUAAGUGUUCAUUUAAGAAUAUGCACUACCUUUCCAACACCAUGUUAAAUUUGGAACUACCAAAUGGUAGUUCUGUAAUUAUUGCUAUAAGCCUUAAUUGCAGAGAUGACAAAAUACUGCUAAUAUUCCAGGGAUAGGAUAUAAUGUUGCAGCCUAAUUUUCAUUGCUGGAAAAAAAAGUGAAUUGAAUUUUGUUGCUUUGGGCAUUUAGUUUUGAUAUGUUUUUCAAGAUUUGGAAUCUUGGCUAAUAUCAGGAAAACAAGUGUUAAAAUGCCAAUUGACCUUGACAGCCAUGGUAGAAUCUUGCAAAGAAUCAUUAUGCAAAGCAAGGCUGCACAGGCCCAUCAUAUCACAUCUUUUUAGGAGAUAAGCACUUGAGUAAAAGUUGAUAAAACUUUCAGGAAGAAAGGACAUACAGAAGAUACGUUAUGUAUUAGAGGUAUUCUAGGUUUCAUCUUUGCUUCAAAGCCAGAUUGAUUUUGGAAACAGAUUUUAUGACCAGAAACCUUUUUUUAAAAAGGAGAAAUGCUUAUUACUUUAAUUGCAUGGUUUUAUGCAAAAGCUAUUCUCAAAAUGUAGUUUAUUUUCUGAAGUACCCUAACUCAAAAAAAAUCUUAGAACAGACUUAAUUGUGGCCCUGUUUUUGGUUAUAUUGAAAAGAUAGUGCAUCAAAACAAACAAAUCUGCUCUUCUCAAUGAGAUGAUUUUCUCAUAUAACGUUUUAAACAAUUGGCUCUUGCUUUGAAUCCAAUAGAUAAUUGUCCAAAUAAACAAGCAAAAUUACAUAUUCCUUGAAUUAAGGAAUCAAAGGCUUUCUUUAAUGUAUUCCAAGGAUUGAUUUAAUUUUCUAUCUUGGCAUUACUUUAUUGAAACCCGUAACAUUAUUAACUGAAGAAAUGAAGGAAUAAGUUUAUAGGUGUAAUGUUUUUAACAUUCUUUAUUUGCACCUAUUUUCUUGUGCUGUAUGUGCUAUCUUUGUGCCAAUGUUAUGGUUUCUGAAACUUUACAUUAUCUAAAAUUGCACAUUUGAGCAAAUAAAAAACGAAAACAGAUGCCAAAGUUUACAUUGUUGGAUACCAAAUUAUAAGAAAAUGGCCCUGCUGACAUGUAUUGAAUCCAAAAUUAAAUGUCUUAAUACCAAAUUGGGGCUCUUCACAGAAAAGGCAGUACAUACAAUAAAAAAUAAUUUCUGGUAUACACAUAAAAGUUAUUUACAAUGUUAUUGUAUUACACCUGGUUUAUGUUGAAUAUGAGAAAUACAAAGCUAUAGCCACAGAAUAAUUUACCUUGUGAUAGAUAAUCAUGUAGCAUUGGGAUAUAGCAGUUGGGCAUAUUUGGUGAUUAGUCCAAUAUACAUUUGCUAGACCAAAAGACUAUAUUAGGUGAGAAAAUAUUUUGUACACUAAAUUUGAGUUGACUGAUUAGGUUUCUUAAUUCAAUGUGUUGCUUUCUACCAUGCUUUUCGUUAACAGCUGAAGACUUGCCUGGAGGCUUCAAAGCCUGCUUGUUGCCCAUGAAAACAUUCUAUCACUUACCUAAUAUAUCCUUCAUUCAGUGAUAAAGUACUUUCUGGGCAGUCAGGGACAUUCAAUCAUUCGGAGCAAAAGCAGCAAAGCUGUUUUAAGUACUGUCUUUAAAGAUGUGCCUUAUGUAUUAUAAUCUGUAAGAGCAAAUUGAUGUAAAUGUUAAUUUACCUCAAAUGUUUACAAAAG
Molecule: messenger RNA, 4156 nt
Organism: Rhincodon typus (whale shark)
Lineage: Eukaryota; Metazoa; Chordata; Chondrichthyes; Orectolobiformes; Rhincodontidae
Gene: gja3
Product: gap junction protein, alpha 3
Exons: 2
Coding region: 182-1357 (391 amino acids)
Biological process (GO): cell communication
Cellular component (GO): connexin complex
Source: RefSeq, a predicted model, not a curated record